GAGAAAGCGGAGGAGACGGAAAAGGAAGAGGAGGUGGAGGAAGAGGAGGAGAAGAAGACGAAGGUGAAGGAAGCGGGGUGGUUGGUGGCGAACGGGGUGGGGAUCCGUAAUAGCUAGAAGGAACGACAAGGAAAAGAGGCGGCUGAAGUAGGAGAAACACGGAGAGACUAUAGUGCAGAAGCCGUGGCAGCGCGCUGAGCCACGAGGGGCUAUUCGAGCGAGAAGGGGAGGGGUGGCAAGAAGCCCUGGCGGGGAGGGGACGCGGAGGCCUUCGGGGGGCCGACCAACCAGACGGCCGAUGAUGUCAUCGGAGGAGGAGACCGAGUGUUUCGCCCUCUACGGAGCAACCACGGAAAGCAAGCAACAGCAACUCCUGAAGAAGCAGAAGCGCACCAGACAGCGCGUGGACGCCGGCGAGCCGCGCAACAGCUACUCAAGUAUACCGAACUUCAGCUCCCGACCAUCCUUUCUCGGUGGUGGUCUAUACGGCUCGAUCUUCAGUGGUAGCGGGACACCGUCACAUCAACAACAACAACAGCAACAGCAGCAACAACAACAGCAGCAGCAGCAGCAACAGCAGCAACAUCAUCAGUCGCAAUCGCAACAACAACAGCAACAACAGCUCCAGCAGCAGGCUGGAGCUACAGGCAGUCAAAGUCAUUUAGGUACAGCUACGACGGGUCCUACAACCCAGCAGCAUUCCGCCCACGCGGCCUUCGGCUUCUUCGGGGCUCCGGGCUUCGGCCCCGCCAAGAUGCUGAACGAGUUAUUAGGGCGGCAGGUCAAACAGGCCAGUGACGCUGGCGGAUCGCCGCCCGAGGGUGGUCACGGGAUGACCGGUGCCGGCAUGGAUCCCGCCUCAAAUCUGCAACCGGGCGCUGUGGUUAAUUGCGACGAUCCCGCCACGGCCGACCUCACGCAGCACAUGCUGCGCGACAUGCUUCUGCAGGGCCGCAAGCUCUCCGCCCUCGGUGUGCAGGAACAGCCCAACAAUAACAACAGUAUACAUAGUAAUAAUAAUAAUAACACCACCGCGGAAUUACUUAAGUCCCAGCAUCAGCAGAGUCCGCAGCAACAUCAACAGCAGAACAGUGAUAGUGCGCGCAGUGGAACAGUGCAGAGUGGCGGGGAAGAGAGUGGUGAUGGCAAUAACGUCGUGAAUAGCGCGAACCAUAGUGAUCGUGAUACCGUGAUGCCGGGCGAUGCUGAAGACAGCGCUGAGGAUGCUGCGUCCGCGGCACGCGCGAUGGAGGAGGCUUUUGCCGAGGCCGGUAUGGAACCAGGAGCAAAUUUAGACGGAUCGGAUUGCGAGCAAAGCUUACCCCCUAGCCCAACGGCACCGAGGUCAGGCUCCGUUUCUGUUAAGGAGGAAAUCGUGGAGUCGCUGAAUAUCAAACGUAGUCCCAGUCAUUCCCCCUGUCCAAUCGUGCCAAAGACCGAGACGAGUUCUCCGACGACGGAGAUCAAACGAGCCCGCGUGGAGAACAUCGUCAGCACGAUGCGCAGUAGCCCGGCGCUACAGCCGGCUACGGUCAAUGGUUGCAAGAAGCGUAAGCUUUACCAACCUCAGCAACAGACUGUACACCACGUUCUCCAGCAUAGUGUCAAUGAUACCAUAAUGGAUGACGAGGACGAGAGCGAGGAGGAGGAGGACCCGGCGACGAUUAGGCAGAAACGAGAGGAGAAGGAUAACUUGAAGACUCAGUUGAAGAUGUUACAUGAACAAUUGGCGGAAAUGCAGCAAAAAUAUAUGGAGCUCUCCAGUAGAAUGGAACCGGAUACGAGCGAAAGCGGUGACGCGCCACCCAGUCCUCCACCUCAACCGCAACAUCAACCGCCACCUAGACCUCCACGACCUCACCCACCGCCGUACAACGGCCUCCCAGCCCUCCCACCUGAUCACCCGCACGCAGCGGCUGCCGCUAUGUAUCACAUGGGACACAAACUCUACUUCGAGCAACAACAUGCCGCCCUCGAGAGGAUGAAGCAACAUCAGGAAGCGGCCGUGAGGCAGCAACAACAUCAACAGCAACAGCAACAGCAGCAUCAGCAGCAGCAACAGCAACAGCAACAGCAGCAGCAGCAACAGCAGCAGCAGCAGCAACAUCAACGACAAAGUUCGCCACCGCCACCACCACCACCACAGAGUCAGCCUCCACAACAAAGCCAGAACAAUACUGGACCUUCGACGCCGCAGACGCCGCAAAUGCAAACAGCCACCACGCCUAUACAGCAUAAAGACUUCCAGGAGAGGUUAAACGUCUUCAGGGGUGCCGCGGCAGCAGCCAAUUCGUCCGGUCCUCACAUAACUGGAGCCGAUCUGGAAGGCUUAGCGGAUAUCCUGAAGACGGAGAUUACUUCUUCCUUAACCAAUCUGAUCGAUAGUAUAGUCGCGAGGUUUGUGCAACAGAGGAGGUUUCUCGGUAAGCAAACCGAGGCAGCGCAGGCUGCCGCCGAGCAGCUCAACAAGGACCUCCUUCUCGCGAGCCAAAUGCUCGAGAGGAAGUCGCCGAGAACGAAAGUAGUCGAUAGAGGAGCACCGCAACCACCCGGUGGCCCAAACGGGCCACGGGGGCCCCACAACGGCGGGCCCCUUCCUCCACAAGCCACAGGAUUUUCGCAAAUCGGGUCCAUAGGUGGUGUUCCCCAUGGCCCUCAUGCUGGUCCCACGGAAAAUAACCUUAACCAGAUGAAUCAGCUGCCCUCGCACGGGAGACCAAAUGUUGGAAUGUUUCAGACCCCAAAACCGCCGACGAUAUACGCCAUGGCCUCUAUGCAGGCGCAACAACAACAACAGCACCAGCAGCAACAUCAGCAGCAACGCGAGCAGCAGCAGCAAAGGGAGCAACAGCAACGUGACCAAUAUUGCAAUAUGAGGGGCGACGAAAGAGAAAACAGGGAUUCGGAGCAAAACGAAGCCCUCUCGCUCGUAAUGACUCCAAAGAAAAAGCGUCAUAAGGUGACGGAUACGAGAAUUACUCCCAGAACGGUGUCUAGAAUCCUAGCGCAAGAGGGAAACGGAUCGCAAGGAGGUAGUGAUAGUCCCCCGCCUCCUCCGCCACCGAGACCCUACCACGCGCCACCACCGAUGCUGCCGGUGUCUCUGCCAACCAGCGUAGCGAUACCAAAUCCAAGUCUCCACGAGAGUCAAGUGUUCUCGCCCUAUUCGCCGUUUUUCAAUCCUCACGCGAGUCAUCCUGGUCAAGUGCCACCUCCGGGGCCACAUCAUUUACCCGCGAGUCCUCCGGGUGGAGGUGUAGAACUCAGGGAUUCCCCUCCACUGCCCCAUCCGCCUGCUAUGUUGCAUCCAGCCUUACUGGCGGCAGCUCAGCACGGCAGUCCGGAUUACGGACACCUUAGGAUGGACAGCAACGACCGAGCUAGCGACUGCAAUUCAGGCGAUAUCACCUACGAUGGAAUUCAGCCUACAUCGUCGACGCUGACACCGAUGCAUCUGAGGAAGGCGAAGCUGAUGUUCUUCUGGGUCAGGUACCCGUCCUCGGCCGUCCUUAAGAUGUACUUCCCCGACAUCAAGUUCAAUAAAAACAACACAGCGCAGCUGGUCAAGUGGUUCUCCAAUUUCCGGGAGUUCUACUACAUCCAAAUGGAAAAAUACGCGAGACAAGCAGUUUCGGAGGGCGUGAAGAACGCCGAAGACCUCCGAGUCGGGGGCGACUCGGAAAUCUACCGGGUUCUCAACCUUCACUACAACCGUAAUAACCACAUUGAGGUAUGGGGUCCCCAGGUGCCCAGCAACUUCAGGUACGUUGUGGAACAAACGCUGAAAGAGUUCUUCAAAGCGAUUCAGGGCGGCAAGGACUCCGAGCAGAGCUGGAAGAAGUCCAUCUACAAGGUGAUCUCGAGGUUGGACGACCCGGUACCGGAGUACUUCAAGAGCCCAAACUUCCUGGAGCAGCUUGAAUGAAUCAGGAGGUCGCGUGGCUCUUGCUCUUCGUGGUGCGCGGGCUCGCCUGCGCUCGUCGGCUCCCGAUAAUCAGGAACGACCAACGAGAAAGGAUCGCAUCCGCCAGGAGGUACACGUCCUUCGCGUAGUGCGCGUUCAGGUACCCUUAAAUAACAUAUCGCAAAAAUGAACGUGAGAGAACGAGGGUUAGGAUGGGAGAGGAGACACGGACUAAGCCAAGGAACAGAGGCACCGUCGACGCGUCCGUGCGCAACGGCGGCGUCAAGGUGCCAACGAAGGAUCAGGCUGUGACUAAAUGACGAAUCAAACGGGAGAGAAAGAUAAUAAGAAAGAGAUGGAGGAGAGACACAAACACACACUGUAACACCGCGUGAACCGACGGCUGACGAAACUCGAAAGCCGCGAGGUGUCGAAUGCCCAUCGACGUUCCUCUUGUUUCAACCGAACGAGCGUGAGAAGGUGAUCUUGGAACGAGACGAAGAAGCACGACGAAUGCGUGGUCAACGAACGGCGAGGAUAGAUAGCUUCUAAUGUCGAUUUUGUCCGAUCUGUUUGUUACUUAGAGUAAUCAAUUCGUUAUCGCCUAAUUUUACAUCACACGAUAAGGAUAGGGGUUUAAGAACAAUGACACACUGCUGCUGGGGUCGUAUUUACAUGGAGAAAGAGGGAGAGAGACAAAGACGUCCGGAAUAUUCGCGAGAGCGUCCAAAGAUUGUCUAAGUCACGCCGAGAAGACACACGGCGGUUCCUCUUCUGGCUCAAACUCGAGACCCGGAAGCGGGACCUUCGUCAUCGUCGUGAGGAACGACGCCGGAUGGGCAGAGAUAUAUACUUCCCGUUCCCGCGCCGUUCCCCGGAGAGAAGCGAUAAAUGGAUUAGAAGAAAGUGUGCUCGCGCUAUUCCGGACAAUCCUACUCUAAGCUCUGUGAAAGUCGGCUUCGGUUUUGCAAGGAUCGAUGCUCUCUGAUGGAACUCCGAAAGACUUCCUAUCGAUGCACGAAUAUCGGAUCUACGACGAUUCGUGCUUCGAUAAGAAGGAAUUCUCUCACUGAAACCUAUAUGAGCCUCUUUCUUUCAGAAAUAAUUCGAUCAGUCCGACGCGAGGUUCACACCUCGCCACUUUUCUACCGACGCCGAAAGGACGUCACUUUCCCCCCACCACCUCCCAAACCCUCCUACACACAUAUUGUACAUAUAAUUUCUCUCCUACAUGUAUACAAUCGAUCGACCAGGUUCCAGAUCGAAAACGCUUGGCUAUUAAGUUACACUGCGCGUAUCAGCCGGAUAAGGAACGGCGCGAGAGAACGCGAUCGGCGCGUUGCUCAUGUCGGUACCAAAGAAUCGAUGGUUUCGGCGAGAACCAAAACGCGAUAAUACGUCGGACGGACGAUCGAGCGAGCGCGACCGGUCUCGCGACGAUCUCUCCGUACGAAGGAAAGAAAUCUCCGUUCCUAUAUCUCUCUGCCGAGGAUGAAAUUCCUCCGCCCAUUUCGUUCAUCCCGUAUUUCUUCUUUCGCCCGACGAGCCGGCACAUCCGCCGCGCUCAUCGGACCCGACGACAACUAGCACGUUUGUACGAGCGCGUACGUCGCAUCGAGAGAGUAUCGGUGUGCACGGGUCAAUAUACAUAACUGUUUUUUUAUUAAUGAUUGAUUGUAUAAACGAGAUUAGGCUAAUCGCGGUGAGACGAGAUCAGCAGUAGUACGGGCGACAAAAAAAUAACUGUAGAAUCGGAUGUAGCGUUCGCGAGUACGAAUUGUAUUUACGUCGCCGGCGACACUCUUCUAACUGUUAGCAUAGCGUGGGCAACACGGAGGAGAGAUAAAAUAUAUAUAUAAUCGUGUGCGCCGGCGCGUAAUUAUAUAAAUAUUAGACUUUCGAGAGAAAGAGAGAGAGGGAGAGAGAGAGAGAGAGAGAGACGGAUGUUGGCGCGAUUAAAGUAGCGUAAAGAGGACGCGUGACGGAGGGUUGCACAACCGCGCGUCCUUUUCUCCACUUGUACACCCCCGAUCACCCACGUACAGACUUACGCGACACCGACACACGCGCAACACGCAUAUAUCGUUAGUCACUUUUACACGUAUAUUAACUCACACGUUCCACGCAUGAAAGACAUGUGCACGCGCGUACGGGCGCGCGCGCACAAACGUGCGAAAAAAAAUCGGAGACGGCGACCCUACAUUUUCUUACUGCGACUUCUUCUCGCUAGAAACUCUUUUGUAGAUAUAUUACGAGACGAUAUGAAAGAAAAGUAUUGGAGAUAAAUUUUCGGGUGGUAGCGAGUGCACAUAAUCUAACCCACUUAUUUUUUUUUUCACUAUUAUUCUCGCUACUACGUGCACUAUUAUUAUUAUUAUUAUUAUCAUUAUUAUUAUAUUGCUAUUAUUAUUAUUGUAUUAUUAUUAUAUAUUAUUAUUAAUAUAUUAUAUUAUUAUUAGACUCACACUCUAUUAUCUGUAUCAACAUGACAAUUUUAUAGCAUGGAACGAUUAUCAAUAUUAUUAUGUUCACACAUCGUUGAAAUUGUCAUAUACAGAGAGAGACUUUAGUUAGUUUAAAUUUAAGUCUGCCUUUUUACCUACACAGAACAUCCCCCGCGCCGUUCUUUCAUGUCUCCAGUUUCAUCCUCAUCUUAUUCGCGAUCUCCUUCAAUUGCCUUCCUGUUCCCAUCCCUUCGCCACAACCCUAUCUAUCGCUUCGUGCCUGGAGAAUUAUGUUCUCUUUAUCUUUAGUUAUUAUGUAUUUUUAGUUAUUAUAUAUAAUAACGCGAUUACACUAAAAUUAUAUCCGUAAUAUAUGUACCGGGCCGUACACGAACACACAUAUAGAAUAUCUUUUUGCAAGCGGUGAGUCUUAACCUAGUCACGAGUCACUAUUUUUUAAUUGAUUAAUGGCCGAUUUAUUGAUUAUUAUUUUAUUUAUUAAUUACGACAAUAAAAUGAGAAAAAUGGAUUUAAUUUGCGCCUGAUUUUGCGCGUAAACGUGAUUUUACUUUUGUUUGCAUUUUCGACCGAUCUCUGUGCAUUAUCCUCUCCUAAUUUCAGAAAGAGAUUGAAAAUCGUUACGUCGACGUAAAUGGAGAAAAAAAUAAAACAAAGGGGAUGAAAAGGAAGAGAAAGGAAAACGGUAUUAAUUUGGCAUACUCGGAAUAUUCUCGACUGCCUUUCCGGCCUAUCUUUUUUCCUAAGAAGGUGUGUGAAUCGAUUGUGACGUACCAUCCGUGAAUUUGCGCUCGGCGAGCUCAACGAGGACAGAAGCGAGCAGCGAGCCUUCUUUCGUGCGAGCUAGAACGCGCGCGACCCAAUUGAAGAAAUGGGAAAACGAAAUUUGGAAAAUUUCAAUUUUUAUUACGUAAUACUAGACACUUUGGCCUAAAACUAGUAGCAACUCCUUCGGCGCUGGCCUAAGAUUUUGGUCUAAACGUUCAUAGCGGCACAAGAAAGGGAUAUUAGACGGAUAUUAGAUGGGCGGCAAUGGGUGGGCGAUAAUUUGAGUAUAAUUUUAAAGAAGAUCAAUGAGACGCGUUACACUCGCUGACUCGCUCGUCGCAAUUCUCGGAUGAUGGGACGUUCGCGUCAAGGCAGUAUUGGCUCGGAUGGAAAAUUACUCCUCUAAAAUGUUAAGUUGUCGUUCAAUUUGAUUAACCAUGCCAAACUACUUUGCACAUUUUACGAAAUCGAAUUUCUUCGAAGAUCAGACUUAUAAUUUAUCUGCGAGUCGCGACACUUGUCUUUAUGUACUUUUUGAUUAUUUUCACUAUUUUGACUACCAGUUCGCACGAUCGAGAAUCUACUCUUUGUCAAUCCGUGACAAAAAAUAUAAAGUUAAUGUAUGUCUCAAUAUAUCAAAAGAUCGAGGAUACUUGAAAUCUAAAGUUGAAAUUAUUCAAUUCUGAUUAUGAUAUCUUUAAGCAAUCUCCGAUAUACACUCUGCAUUACGUUUAGAUUUGAAAGUCCCGUCGAUGUCUUUCACGUCGAUACGCGUCAACAUCUUCUCAACUGCCGUCAGCAAUACUAUCCAUAGAAUAACAACAGUACAUCGCGUGAUUUCUUUACGGUAAAUCUCGACACUAAGUACACACAAUCGCUACACAGAUUAUAUUCUACAUAAAUAUUACGCCAUUGACAACCCAACUCGACCUUUACGAUCGUUCUCAUUCUUACUUCGAUCUCAUCGAAGUUGUGAGAACACAUUUAUUUCGCGUUCGUCGAAGAAGACAUAUCCAAGAUCAUUUCGUCGUACUAAAACUGAUUUUUCCACCGCAUUGAACAUUAUCUGCACUUAGUAUAAAGAACAGGUCACAUUAAGUACGCUGCGAUAUUGAAAAUCGACAUUUCCAUAAAUUAUAUCAAACUGAACACUCGUGGUAAAACUGAAUAUCACGACAAGAUUUUGUUCUUUCUGGCAAUUAGUACCAAGGAAAUCGCAGUGAACAACAACCAAGACGAGACUACCUAUCGCGAAUUAGACCAAUCGUUUGACCAUUUCUAAUUCGCGUUCUUCGCCACACGACCACAAGCUUCGGAGGAGCCGAACGAUAAACUCACGAAGACCAAGCCGGUUUUGCAUCCCCGGUCGCCUUUGCCAGUCGACCGGCUGAAAUGUCAGAGGAAUUUCGUAUGGUCGCUUGUUCGUUAAAAUCGGGAAUAAGGAACCGUUACGACGCAUAAGUAGCUCUCGCGUGAUCCUUCGAGGCCGCCUAAAGGCACAAACGAAAACGGAAGAGUAAGUCCGCUCUAUAUUCCUCCGUCGACCGAGAAUCGAAGCUUCUAGCGCGAAGGACAAAUCCUUUACAUAGAUCUCACUGCAGACACGCGCGCUCGAGCCGCGAGAAGACUCGGAACUUAGCGGGAAAAAAAGAAAUGUAUCUAAAAACGAAUGAUAAUGAACGACCAGUCAAACCGAUGGCUGGUCCACCGCGAUCGCCGAGAUUCUCUCAUCGAUGGGAGAACCAAGCCGCGCUCCUUAUCUCCCGAUCGAUGUUACCGAUCCCGAUCUACUGACGCGACAUAGAAUCGCGGGACGAAACUGGCGAUGAACAGCGUGAGCGUAGAGAAAGGGAUGAAUUCUCAACGAUUUUACGGAUGCGCGAUACAAUGAGAACGAAACGAAAACGUAAGGAGAGACAGACGGCGAGAUCGACUAAACGUAAGAGAUGUAUAAAAAAAAAAGAGAAAUAGAAAGAAAAAGAGGAUGCCAAUGGCAAUGAGACAUGCAUUUCCGAAGGAGGAGAGGCAAAUGAUCAGGAAGGUCGUCGACUAUUUCACCUACGAAGUAAUUAAAGUAGGAAAAAUAAAUCGACUCGCCGUUUAGAAAUACGUUUACGUAGCGGGGCCGACGCACGGAGAAACGAGUACACGGGACGGAACGAAAAUUUGAACAAAUACGAGAAAGAGAGAGUACGGAAGAGAAAAUAAUAAGCAUACGUACAUACCUAAACGCGUAAAUUUUAAGGACACGUAAACAGAAGUAAGUAAUAGUAUUUAACGUUAACACUUGCAAGCUAUUAAUUAUUAUAUAAACGAUUAACUAAAGAUAAAAAACGAGCGGAGAAGGUCGUAUCACGCUGCAGAGAGAAAGGGAGAGAGAGAGAGAGAGAGAGAGAGAGAGAGAGAGAGAGAGAGAGAGAGAAAGAAAGAGAGAAAGGAAGAGGAUACCUACUUUAAAAACACACACUAAUAAACUAAUUAUUAUUAUAUGAUUAUAUUAUUAUUAUUACGAUCAUUAUAAUAUCGAGUUUGAGAUUAAGCCGUGAUAAACAAGAAAAAUCAGUGAGAAUGGGAGAGAGCGAAAGUGAUACCGGAGAGAAAGCGAAGAAGACAGUAUGUGGGAGUUCAAAAAGCGAAUUCAUUGAGAAUAAUAAUUCCUCAAACUAUUAGGAGUGUAAUUAGGGUAUAUUUAUUAUGGCGGAUGCGCGAUUAACGAUAGCGGCGCGGUAGUAUACAGGAAAAAAAGAAAAAGGGGGAAGAUAAAGGGGGGACAGGAAAUACGUUAUCUCCCCCAUGACGUUUUAGCGAGGCGGAAAUCGCGUCUUUCGAAUUUUCGCGCGCGCGAUAGGAACGAAGUGGAGGAGCGAACCCGGGAGAACGAUCGAAUGAUAGAAUGUCUGAGAAAGAGAAUAGAAAGCAGAGUGUGUGUGUGUGUGAGAGAGAGAGAGAGCAAGAGAAAAAGCGAAAGAAAGAGAACGAGAGAAAGAGAGAAAAAGAGAACGAGAGAAUGUGAAUCUGUACACGAUGGAAAGAAAGAGAGAGCGUGUGUGCAAAUAGAGCGUAAAUUAUGUUUCUAUGUGAGAUCACGUGCGUAAGCCAAAAGAAGAGAAAAAAGAAAAAGAAAACUGAUUGUUGACACCGAGUGAGCAAACUUUGUGUGAUAAUCUUGUAGUACACGUAGCAUGUUAAGUCUACAAUACGUUUGGUAGGGGAUUAAGGUGAGAGCGACUUUCGAAAAGUCGGGCAGGAGAACGGGGAGUAAAAAAAAAAAUAAAAAUCCGACCGAGAGGAAUCCGAGAGGUCUUCCGUCGUGUCUACCUCCCAUGAUGUUUCUAAAAAUCGGCCGGAGGCCUGUGCGUCUCCGGCCUGUCGACAUAUCACCGCGUUAUAUGGAUCGUUAUUUCGUACUACUUGAGUUACAGGCUGCGCGAGACUGCCGUCGACUACUCCGGCAUUCUCGGCUGUAUAACGUAGAACGUGCGUUAAGUUUCCUUCGAUGAGCUACGGAAUGGCUUUCGGUUCAAGCUCGUAGUCUAUAGUCGAUCGAACCCGCGAUCCAAGAUGAGAGACGACGCGAGAUGCCGACACGCGACCAAGGUUUCAUUUACAGGACAAUAGCGUGGACAGUCGAUUACUCCUGUCUCGCGACCAUCCUUAAUCUUCUACGACCCCGAGCUCGUAUGAUACGCGAGUGAGAUUCUCGCGGCCGCAGGACGCGUUGAAUCAGUUAUCCCAGUUGACUUAAAUAUUGACUUUAUAUAUUUUAUCGAGGAUUUAUUUUACAAAUCCACGUCAAUCUAUCCCAUUUUUGCAUAUUCGAAAUUUACAAUAUCAAUAGAUUUGUUGCAUUUCUGAUUUCCUCAAUUAUCGAAAUCUAUUGUCGACUAUUACAAUUGUUCAUUGUUACAUUAGUUGUAACCAGACUGUGGCUGUGGACGCGACAAUCUCGUCGAUCGUUGUUAACAAGCCGUGGACCGUGAAAGAUUGACUCAAUGACACAUUAAACUACUGGUUUUAAUUUACAGAGCAGACGCGCCGGGAGGCUGUGCAUACUCCAGCUCUCGGUUCAGCGAUAACUUGCAUAAUGCAACAAUCACACAUGUACACGCACGCGUGCGCGCAUUCGAGCAUGCUUCUCUUCUUGGAUCGCAAUAGUCGAUUGUAGAAAGUUUACGUAAUAAUCUCGCUCAAGAUUCAAGAGCGUCGAAGAGAGCACCUCUCGGAAAAUCCGUAGCAGUCGGGAAGUUUGGGGAUGGGUGGGCGACGAGGGAUGGAAGGGAUGGCGGUUUAUAGGAGAGAAAGAGAGAGAGAGAGGGGAAUAGAGAGAAAGAGGGAGAGAGAGAGAUGGAAAUCGACGAAAUUGUGGAUGGUGUAGAAGCGUGUAGGGAGCCAAGUGUCCUUGAUGCGACCGUCGUUGAAGCCACGAAAUCUCGCGAUCUCAACAGGUGAUCUUUUUUGUUCGGACGAGUUGAACCAUGCAGGGAGAUAGAAGCGGAUCGAUGAUAAUAAGAGACGCAAACGACAGAAGAGGAGAGUAACAUGCACGAGGAAAAAAGUCACGACUGAGAAGAAAUCUAUGCGAAUUGCGAUUUCGGACUGAGUUCGGAGCCACGGGCAAAAGACGUUCGGCGCAAACCGAUCCUAGCUGAGAGAGAAAGAGAGGGAGAGAGAGAGAGAAAGAAAGAGCGAAAGAGAGAGAGAGAAAGAGACAGAGAAAACGGUGAAGCGCGAAAGAGUAUGCAAGCGUGAGCGAAUGCGAAGAAGAGCGAUAGACGAUUACGAGUGAAAGAGUACAGAAUGAAAUGUAUCGAGAGACGAGGAGUGAAUGCGCUAAAAAAGAAGAAAUUGAUAAAAAAGUGAAGAAAUUAUACAGAGAGAGCCGACCUCCUUGCCUACCGGGAGGUCCGCAUAUAUGUAUUGUAAAGUCAAGACUAGUAAAUGAUAAAAUUAGGGAAGUGAGUUUAAGAGGAGAAAUUAUUAGGCCAGUUCGUAAGUGUAAGUUAUUACGGAAUUUUCUCCCCUCCCCAACCCUUUCGUGCACGAUACUUUUGGCAAAUCUUUCGCGAGGUGUGAAUGUGGUAAAAGUGAGCGCGCGAAUGUGAGAGAGAGGACAGCGGACACAGAGGGAAACUAUUUACAUGGGCGUAAGAAUCUGAAGUUAUGCGUGAUUCGUAUGAUUACAUGAAAGAAAGAAAGAGAAAGAGAGAGCGUGAAAGAGAAAGAAAGAAUGGAAGAGAUCGAGACAAGAAGAGGAAGGGAUUAAAAAAGAGAGCAAUCGGACAAAUGGUCCGACGUCCGACUCAGUAGAGAUGCAGGAGAGAAAAGAAUCGAUUGCAGAGAGGCAGGCAACGCGCACAACCAUCGAGAAUGGCAGAUAUCACAAAUGUCAUUAUCCAUCCAACCCUUCGGCCACCGAGAGUAUGAGGAACAAAGAGCGUAGGACAAUGAAUCUUGGCCAAUCCUGCUUGACCGAAAAAACAAGAAAUUGGGUUAUUCUGGUCUCUGCUUUCGCUUCCACGCUUAUGUUACUUUCAGGCGCGGUUCCGCGUCACGCGCUAUCCAAUUGCUCGCAAAACAUGCUCGCAACAGUAUCCCCACGCGACGUUUCGUACCUAUUAUCUGACGUUUCUCCGCUAAUAUGUUAACAAGCUCUCUCCUCGAAUGAGAGACUAUCAAUGUUUCGUAUUACGGGAGAAAUAUUUCUUCUUAUACAGUCUGCAAUUCUUAUUGCGACCCUGCGUCGCGCGUGAAUCAAGAGUAUGCGAGAGAACGAGAGAAAGGGAGAGAGAGAAAGAGAGAAAAUAGUGAGCGAGAGUGUGAGCAAGUGAGAAGUGGCGUUAAGAAAGAAAGUGUGAAUCGUAUGCACGCGUGUACCAAGAGAAGCACACACGAGAAAAAAAUGAGAAUGAGAACAUGUAAUGCCUGUAUUCCUGGAGUAUAUUACUUGCGCAUACGUCUCAACCAACAGUCGUGUUAGAUUAUACGUAUUAUCGUGUAGGGAAUCGUAGGUGUAUUAAGACAAAAAAAAAAGAAUAACUUAUUUAGUAAAACGCGCGAAGAAGCUGAAGAUGAAGAAGCGAAGACGAGUACUAGCAGCAAGCAACAAACAACAAUAAACCUACGUUGAUGUGUGAGGAUGUGAGCUAGAUCGCCGCGUUGAGUCUAAUGAACUCCUCGGAGAUGUACAACGCAGACCCUCCGGAAUGAGGUGAAAAGGCGCACGACUGUCAGCCUUGUCGGCCAUCUUCGUCACUUCGUCUAAAAGUCAGGAUGACCGAGAGAGAGAGUGAGAAAGAGAAAGAGAGAAAGAAAGAGAGCAAGAAAGAUAGAAAAAGGAAAGGAAAAGUGAAGGGAAGCGUAAAAGGAAAACGUUCGCGUCAAUUAAUUUCUGUAGAUAGCGGCAACGAAAAACUCUUCCUCUACGUUAAAGUAGAAGCACGGACGAAAGGGUUCGAAGGACGACAUGAUGACGUCUCCUACGAGCGACUUAGCCGACGUAACGGGACACAAAGUGGAAUGACGAAGUUGGCGACUUUGCUCGGUCGGCCGGAACGUCUUGUAAGAUAUUGUGGGAAUUGUUUUUCUGCGCCCCGCGAGUCCGUUUUCGGUCCAGGAACGGGGCAUCAUUCACACAAGCCAGUACAUUUUAGGCCAGAAGUUCUGUCUCUACCCCACUGACGCUCGCGCGUUACGUCUUUCUCACGAUAUACCUUUACUUCCACCAUCCCUCUGUCCAUCCGUCCUGUCCCAAACACAGGAAGGCUCAUCGCACACGGCCGAUACACUGUUGGCCAGUAUCUUCGCACCGACGUUCCUUUUGCCAGACAGCGAUCACGUGAUAGAAGGAGCCCAUAUCUCGCUGCUUAGUACUAAAUAAAUAACAAAACGUCUUCUCGGGUUAUUCUAAUACGCGAAGCGUACUAGAUACACCUAUCUAAAGAAAAUGGGCAUAUUUAAGAAAGUACAUGAGCAGACUGUUGUUGAACGCACAAAUUAUUGCAAAUGGCAAUCAUAUUUUUGUCUUGAAGGAAAAAAAAGAAAAAAAAACUCGCCGGCCGCUUCGUUCACGUGAUUCCGCCGUAAUUAAGCCGGGUUCAGUUGCAAUAGUCACACGUGCAAUAGCCACGAGGCGAUCGCCCAGGUUGUCACCGGCGACGCGUCACCGCAUAUAAUCGACACGAGAGCCGUCAAGAGAGACAGAGCUUCGGGCGAGGAAACCUGACUACUUUCAUACAUGCAUUACGAUGUUUGAUGACUGUACCACUUUCGACGCGAGAAUUGCUUUCAUACCUUUUACCGGCGUUUUUUCUGGGUUCGUUUUGGGCUCGAGGAACAAUUUCGUUGGUUGAUUGCUAAGCCUUGGUUGCGCACAAGACGACACACAGAGAGUAGUGCAAGAGGGUGUGUGCGCGUGUGCGCACUUGGUCGCGACGAGCGCGCGAAUUUCGGACGCAACGCGACGAAUGACACGCGCCACCACGCCAGCCGAGGUGUCGAACACGCGCCCACGCCUUAUUGCGGCGAAGAGUGAAAAAUUCCGUUUUUUGGCAGACACCAAAAAAGCAGCUCCUAAAAUGCGAGCGCCGCGCGAGGAGGAGACGCGCGCGUCUCGUGCGGCGCGUCUCGUCGCGCGCGCGAGCGCUCGUAAUCACACAACAGAUAGUGCUCAGCAAGGCGAUGAACAUCGGUCGCGAUGCAGCACACUCACACACACGCGUACACUCACCUGCGCACACAACGCACGUACACACAAGACACGACACACGCACACACGCACCAGAUCACACACGGGACACGGACACACGCAGUUUCGGCCAGAAUCUAAAAGACACAUCAAGGAAAAAAGUACAAGUUUAUCACGUUGCGCCUUAACGUUAAAAUUAAAAGUUGAUCAAAAGAGAUGAAAAAAAGUGAAGCGUAUUCUUAACCAAAAUCGGCCUUAGUAUAUACUUUUCCAGGGCACGUGGAAAAUAACGGACGGGCGACCUUCCUCCUCGACCUACUUCCAAUCCUCACUCUUUAGAUUAUAUAAAAAAAAAUGAUAUAAAUAUAUAAUAUAUAUAAUAUAUAUACAUGCAUAUUAUAUUCCGCCGGCGGUGGGAAGUUUCGAAACCUCGCAGCUAACUCAGCAAAACACCGAACCAUCGAAAAAAAAAAUUAAAUAAAUAAAAUUAAUAGAUCUCUCUGUUCCCGCCGCGUCAGGUCGGAUUCGAAAUUCUCGCGGUUCGUGUCCACGUCGACGUGGAGUGAGAAAAGUCAAGCGUGCGUCGUGGGCGCGCAACCCGUCCUCCAAGAACCCCCUACCUCCCAAAAAAUGCCCGGAAGGUCGCCCGUCCCCCUUUGCACGUCCCGAUGUACCCCACGCUCCCCGCAAGGUGUUCCCCCCCAAAAAAGGAGAAAAGAAGUAAAGAAAACGAAGCGAAAAACACACCUAUCCGGCGAGAGAAGGCGAGCCUUUCUCGCGCAUAGAAGAAAAACACUUCCUGCAUGUAACUAAAGCGACGACGCGAGUGGACGGGUCACCCGGGAUUAGUGUAAGGACGCUCGUUGCUAAGUGAAAGCAAAGACGAUGACGUGGAAUGGAAGAGAGGAAGAAGCGGAGACAAUUUUUUGAUGCGGAAGAUGGACGACUGUCGACUCGCCGUUCCCCGGCGGCCGGGGCCGAUGGCAGAAAAUUCGCAGAAAAUCCGAGAGAUUCGAAAAGCGAUGCACGAUGGGAAAAAUGAGGUAAAAAAUAAAAAAAAAAAGAAAGAAGGAAACGAAAGGAGGGAGAAAAACAAAAAACGCAUACGCGCGCUGAGGAAGGAUCGGUCGCGUAUAAGUAUCCAUUUAUAUCUCGUCGCGUAGAGAUCCGCGGUAUUCCUUGCCAUCCAUAUCUCUUUUUUCACGAGCGUAUCUUCGUGAGACUCGACUGUGACGACUUAGGCGAAACGAGGAGGAACGCGAUCGUAAUCGAUCCGCAUUGUUGCACGCCACCGGAAAGAGUCUAGCGCAACGACGCAUUCGACGAAGCUAUGCAUGCGACACACGCGCGAACGAAUAGUAUUACAGUGUUUUGCGAUAUUAAUGCUGCACAUGGAAAAUCACUCCCUCGAAGCAUUCCGAGCGAGCAAAACUCCAUUAAACUCGCGAGAGCGAUGUUGGUUGCUCGUAGCGGGCAAGAAGGGAAUAAAGUGCAGAGAGCACACUACGUGCACUUGUGAAAUUGAUAUUAAUUUUCAACUUGUACUGCGAAACAGAACCAGAAAAAGCAAAAGAUAAUAAAAUAAGAGAGAAAGGAUAAAAUAUACACGUUAAUCUCCGUUCGUCAUUCGCGUUUGCACUUUUCUCUAAACGACCGCUUUGAUUAUCGAGCGAUAAGCCACGCGAAUCAGCUACCUAACCGUAUUGUAGAGCCUGUUCAGCAGACAAAACAAUGGGAAUAAGUACGGCUAACGUUACGGGAUCAACCGUCGUGUCGUUCAGACAACGGUGCUCCAAUAAUAACGUGCAGUCGUUACGAUGAGAAGAGGAGAGGAUGCCACAGCAAUUAUGCCGAUUAAUACUUUCCGACAUUAUACUGAGGAGCGCAUGAAGCACACAUGUAAACACACACAGAACCUAUUCGAAGAUCCGAAAUAUAUAGUAAUUGAGACAAAUCAAGCACGCGAGGUAUCGACGCAUCGAGCCGAACACGCAUACAGCAUCGCAACGAAUACGUCGAAAGGCGCUUUAGGAAAAUACGAUGCGCCUCGACCGAGCCGUAAUGCCUCGCCAAUUUCACCACCACCUUCGCUCGCGAAGAACGCGCCGCUACAUGGUAAUGAUUGCCCGCUGGGUUAUUAUCGAGGCAGGUGAGAUAAUUAUGGAAGCCAUUAUUGCUCAUUCGGCCAAUCGUCGAUAUCACACCGGCGAGAAAUGUUACACCAAAGAGCGAUAAUAACAUAGCGUAACCGACGGUUAAUUGCGCCACGAGACGAUGUCGGAUACAGAUGCUGCGCAUCGCUGUUCAAUGGGACACGGCUUAUUCCAUUAACGAUAUUACCACGGCGACAGGAUCCUACUCUUUUUUAUUCCACGCUCCGCCAUAAUGCUAUCACCACCACUAUCACCACCACCACCACCACCAUCACCACCACCACCACCACCACCACCACCACUACUACCACUAUCCCAGGCAGGCAGGCAGGCAGACAGACAGACAGACAGACACGUCGAGCCGAUCGACGCCCGGUUUUCCGUUCCGUACCACUGUGAUGCACCACUUACGUAUCGAUUCCUUCGUUUCGAACCAAGCGCCUCGGUUUCCCCCGCAAAGAAACACGGACGGCCGUGCGUGUGUAAUUCGGAAUCAAUGCCAGCGAUUACGCGCGUCCCAAACGACAUCGCGAGAAGGAAUAUUUUUGCAGCGUGCACGCAUCUUCUUUCAACACGACGCACGAAUAGCGAGGUGACUUCUGGUCGUGAAGUGCCAUAGCGCAAACCGGUCAAGACAAAACAACACCCACACCACCAUCCCAUAGCAAUGACUUGAGUUUUUUCGCGUGUGAAGCAAGCGCUGCGCGCAGCAAACACAUCCCUACGAUGGGCGACUCAGCGACUCGGCAAGCGCGGCGGCAUUACCACUCCAAGUGACGCGCAUCGUACUUGUUCCGAGGACAAGAUACUGGAAGCAACCAUAGGACGAUAGGGCGAGCACGAAGAACGAGAUGGAGCGUCACGCCGGGACGAGAGAAAUGGUCGCUGAUCCCGUCAAAUCGGCAGAACGUACCGACGCGACCGAACGUGCAGUCAUACAAAGAUGAAGAAGAAGAAGAAGGAAAAAAAAAAACAAACGGAGGAUCGAGGAAAAGCGAAAGAAGCGAAACAAAAUUCUCAACACGACCGUAUGAGCCGACGCAGGCAAGGUGCAACAACCGAGAUAUUGACGUCAAUGAGAAAAGACAGAAGAGAAAGAGAAUAAGAAAAGAAACGAGAAAAAAGAAUCGAAUCAGACCUCGCCACUUGCAAUUCGUUGAAGACGUGACGCGUUCUAAGCAAUUCGCAUAACAUUUAGAAAAUAAUAAAAAAAAGAGAAACAAUGAAACAGAGCGAGUACGUAAGAGGGAGAGAAAGGACGGGAGCGAAAGAGGAGUGUAAGAGGGAAAGAGAGAAAGAGAGAGCGAGCGAGCGAGAGAGAGAGAGAGAGAGAGAGAGAGAGAGAGAGAGAGCGCGCGAGAGCGAGAGAGCGAGCGAGCGAGCGAGCGAGAGAGAAAGAAAGAAUGAGUGACACACAUAAUUGAAGAAAAAGGAAUCACUGGAGAUCCGCUAUUCGACUUUCUGAUUUUUCGCAGAUUUUCGCGCGGGACAACAGGUGCGUCCCUUCCGAGACUUCACCCUGCCUCCCGUGACAACCCGCAGGAGCCCAGCUCAUCCUCCUAACGCCCCUCCCGUGAUCCUUCCCCACGUGAACAAGGUUUGCUUCCAAUCCGUAUCGCGUUAUCGAAACCUAAUAAACUAUAAACUACCUAACAAUAAUAAUUAAACGAUAAAGGGGGUUAAGAGUAUCGAUUAAUUAAAUUAUACCUAACGACUAAUUAAAUAAUUAAUGAGUAAUGAUACGUAACGAUAAUAUGAUUAAUGAUAUAUAGUAUAAACGGUACGAGAGAGGCAACCCGGUACAUGGUGGCUAAAAAACCAUCCGCCGAGACGGAACGAUUCCGCCUCGCCGUACGCGUGAGGGGUGUAUCGACCGUGCAUGGGACGUUGUCGCGCGGCGCUGCAUCCGGCUUCCUUUUCGUUCGUGUCCGAAUGGAUUCGCGGACACGCCAGCCAGCGGGCCGAUCGGCACAUUCCCGUGAUGUCGGCGAUCGGCGGGAUCCACCACCGUCGGAGAGUGGUCGUUUCUUACCCAUCAUUUAUACGCGCUAGCUUGUAACUUGAGGACUUAAGUAUAAUGAGACACACACGAGGAGAUACACACACAUACAGCAUUAAUGAUACCUAAUGAUAUGAUUAUAUUAUUGAUAUAACUUACGAUUAUGAACUAUCCUAGUGGUAUUAUACGACGACAUAGUUGAUUGAUCUGUUUAAUAUUGAAUGUCUGUAGAUCACGGAGCGUUUGGAACUCUAUGCUAUCCGUUGAGCGUCCCGUAACGAAUCCUCUACCGACGAUCCUCCAUGAACUCUACCCUUCCCGCGACCCCACUUUCCCCGCCGACCAAAUAUAUAUCGCGAUCACAAACCCCACCCGAGACACCACGAGACUCUUAACAUUGUAUAAGCAGAUCGCCCCGUCUUGAGCCGAGACACAAGAUUGGAUGCUAUUACGGAGAACCGUGUUAAACCGUUAAAUUCGAUAAAAUUAGGUAACGAUGAGAGAAACGUGAAAAGGAAAGGUUGAAAAAAGAAACGCGUCAACAGAUUGGAUAACAAACCCCCGAUUGAAAAAGAAAGAAGUGGGAGAGAAAUAGAGAGAAGAGAGAAAGAGAGAGAGUGCUGGUGCCCGCGCGGAGGUGCAUUAUUCGAUCGUUGACAACGCAAGAAAAUAUGAGCCACUACAAAGUACAACUCGUCUCCAUAAAGCUCGUCGAAGCGCGUUUUUUUCCAUGAAAGGCUGCGGUAAGGGACAUAACAUCGUUAAAACUGGUUUUCAGUUCCACGCAUUCCCCGUGUGCCAGCGCAACGCAACACGACAUACAGAACGUAUAAAGUAUUCUCGGCCAUGCCGGUUUUAUGUUCCAAAUUCAAUAAAUCCACGCAAGCACCGCAACAGGACGACAGUGACGAGGAAGCUACCGCACAGCUUCCCCCCACAUCCAUCCCUAUUCGUCUCUUGCUGUAACCGGAGACAAAACAUGGAAAUAACGCUUCGACGACAAGAGAGAAGGAUAAUUCGAGGUUCACACGUGACGUAUGCUCACUGGCAACGACAAAUUCUCAGUAAGACGGGUGAAUCGCGCGUUCUCGCGAGACCCGCCCCACGCUCACGACAUGAUCGCAACGAAAAAGAAAAUGCCCCUCGCAAUAGACGUGUCAGAGAUUGCAGUGGCAUACGGUAAUCACGUGGAGAAUCGCCCCGAGAAAGGAAAUACGUAACUCGUAUAUGCCUCCCGAGACAGAAGGCGAAACAUUGAAAAGCCCUCCGCGCGCAGAGUAUCGCUUGGGAGAGAGCGAAGGCCCGAGACGCAGAAGUGAAGGAAGCGAGGCCUAGAAGAGAAACAAUUCUGCGAGCAACAUCACCAUCACCGAGCCCUCUGCCUCUGUUUUUGUAUACACGCGUACCAUGCGACGUUCGUCGACGAGAACCGGCCACCCCCGUGAGGGGUUGAAACCUACCGUCGCCAUGUCGUGCGGCUGACGCAUCAUUCUUCUCGAUCGACGUCCCCGACCAUAGGUUCGCCUGAUUGUUGAGUUUAAGUUUUAUAGCGAGUACGUAGACGCGAAAGCGGCCGGGAGAUAUCCGCGGCUGGCGCGAUAGGCCGUGCGAAUCUCGUGGCCGAGCUGUUUCUCCCUGUCUCGAGUCGUCGGCCACGAGACGCACGCGUCGGACUGCCGCGGGUUGCCCGAAUUGCCGUUGAUUUUUUGUACAUUCUGCAAUAGCUUAAGUGUCGCCCCGAUUAUCGGACGAAAAUGUGUUUUUUCGCAUUGAACGCUGUUUUAUUGCUAGGAAGUCUUUUUGAACACAUCGAGUGCCGAGCCGUCGAGUAUGUGCGCGCUUCCCCCUCGUCGCCGCCGCCGCCGUCGAGCGGAGAUUCGGUGCUUCGUUGUGACGCCUCUGUUGUAUAGGGUAGAUGUGAAGUAUAGCUAGUUACGUUCUGUUGUUUCUCUCUGGGUUUGUUAAUACUGAAGUCGUUGAGACGCGUCGGUUGAACGCCGCGAGGUCCACCCGCUGUGAUGAAGAAUUAAUUGCCCGUUUGUUUCGUUCCUCGGAAGCAGCGCAGCUCGCGACAUCGAGGAGGAAGGCGCGCUCGCACCCGGCACUCGUUUACCGUUUGGAAAAGUCCGCACUCGGACGGAUCCACCCGGCUGUUGUAUAGAUUACGCCGUUAUCAGAGGGUGCCACGGACAGUAGGGGAAAGCAGUAUUACCAGUUUACUUAGGAACGAUCUCUAGGAGCCACGCAUGAAUCGCGGAACUGUAACACGAACGCGCCGGUCGAGCGAGAACGAUGGUCGUUUCCCUCGGGGAAGGGAAAGCACCUUCCUCUACUUCGCCGUUGUAUGUCUCAUCGGCGAAAGAAUCGAAAGAAAGAGUUAGAGAGAGAGAGAGAGAGAGAGAGAGAGAGAGAGAGAGAGAGGGAGAGUGAGGAAGAGAUCGACUUGUCCGUCGACGAUGACGACCCCGCAAUUCGUGCAGUAGUGGAAGUGCGCGGGGCGCCUGCUUCGCCGACCCGAUCGUUCUCGCGCUCGAUCCGCCGGCUUCCGGUUCUACGCUCUUCCACGCCAGUGAGCAAUGUUUCCUUCUCCGACGGAAUUCUUCAAGAGAGAAUAACAAAGGAACGAUAUUCACACGUACACACACCGUACACGCAUCACCGUACACGCAGACUCUUCACGUUUAUAACCCCAGUGCCCGUAGUCCGCGAGCGAGCGGCUCGCGACUUCAAGUACCCGUCGAAGACCACGUCGACAAUUAGCCGAUCAAUCUGACUCGAUCGCGGACACGAUCCCUCCGCGCUUAUGCUGUCGACCGGUUUUCAGUUUCUCUCCGUUCUCUCGCAAGGAUGCAGCGAACGCAGGUGUAGCGUCGCGACCGUCGUCGAAUACUCCGACGAUCGCGAGCACGACUUCACAGCACGGAGCGUUUCGCAAUUAAAUCGCACGCAAUUAAUUUUCAUGUCUUCUACCGGAUGAAAAGCUUUCAGUUACAGUCGCCAUGUACACACUUAUCUGACGCUGAUUCACACGCUGAUCCUUGCGAGCCGCAACAAGUGCCAACGGGGUCGGACUCGUACCGCGCCGCCUCGUAUUCCGAUUUCCGACAUUUCGGACGGAACGACCGGUUUUGAUUUCUCGAAAUUACAUCACGCCGAUGACGUUGCGCGACGUGAUCCCCGCCGGGCACGCGAGCUCGCCGCCGCAGGGCGCGCGCGCGACUGCGGGCACAAAUAACCCCCGAUGACUGUUAAGUUUGGCCUGGGCAAAGUCAGGCGAGCGUCGGGCCGGCUCUCAAUUUUGAAAUAGCCAUUUCGACUUAAGCGAAAAAAAUGAACAGACCCCCAAAACCCGACGCAAUAGAGGAAGGCAACCGGAUCAAAAUAACCGCCACACGAAUCAACAGUUUCUCGCGCGGGGCCCGGCCGCGGCUGCCACCAAGAUAUCUCCGCUUAAGAUUAUAACCCCUGUGCCCGUCCCACCCCGUCCCAUCCCCUCCCGCCCUAAUUACCCGUGAUCACCCCGUGCUAGCGACGGGGGUGCAUAAGGCUCCCGUGGGCCCGCAGCAAAAGUACGCCAGGCGUGCCGCGGCCACGAAAACCACGUGGAUUCGGGCCCCGCGCCCACUCUCACUCACAGCACACACUGGGCCGACUCGUCCGAUAGAAUGUGCCUUCAGUGUUGAUUUUAUACGAAAAAAAUACUAAAAUUAUACAAAGGGGCCCGACAUAGACCGAACGCCCACCCAAAGCCUGACUGGUGCUCGCCCGCUGCCCGUUUAUUUCGUCCAACGCCGGUUACGCGCACAACACCGACAGGACAGAAACAAAUACGCGGACAAGAACGCGAGCGACGGAGCUCGUGAGGUCGAGAGGAGCGUUCAAAACGAGCGGCCGCCACCGAUUCGCCGUACGUCUUCAAGAUCGGCGUCGUAACUCGUAACUCGAUGUGAGCAUCGACGACGACGAAUCGACAAGACGAAUUAUCGAGAGCGCGGCUCGUCGUCGUCGUCGUCGUCGUCGUCGUCGUCGUUAUCGUCGUCGUCGUCGUCGUCGUAUAAGGGAGGGCCUCUUGAUAUCCUCAGUACAGUGACGCGCGCGCACGCGCGAACGGCAUGAAAGUUCGCCGAUUACCGUAACUCGUAUCGGGACCACGCGUAAAAUAUAUCAAAUCAAGUAGAGUGUGACGUUCUCUCUGUUGUUAAUCCAACGCGCGAGCAACGCGCGAGCGGUCAGCGACGUCUUGCGCGCGUUUCCACGGCGAAUCCACGAAGCGCGCGAUAUACCGCGAUGCCUCGACCUCGCGUCAGCGCGCCACCGGGAAGCGUCGGCGCGCCGAACGAGGUCACGGCAAUCCCAUGGGCAUUAUCGUCCUCGCGUGACACGCGUACGCUUAAUAAGAUACCUCCGAGACCAGGAGCACCGAGCUGUGCCGCACAGUAAUUGUAACGCAUGUAUCGCGACGUAUGAAAGAUUCGCGCGCACUUCGCCGGGAAACGCGCUCCGGAGCAACGAAACGCAUCCUCGGGAGCGGCCCGUCCGUUCCUCCUUUCGACCUCGGGAUCGUACGCUCGCGGCGACGUGCCGCGUGGAAGAGCAGAGUCGCGCGUUUCGCGCGCGCGACGAGGCUGUUCACGUACACACACGCACACACAGAAAGAGAGAGAAAAAGGGGGGAAUGAAAAAGAGAUAGAGAGAGAGAGAGAGAGAGAGAGAGAGAGAGAGAGAGAGGGAGAGAGGAAGAGAGAGAGAGAGAGAGAGAGAGAAGGAGGAAGAGACACUUAGACACACACGCACACGCUACCUACCCACGCCCCAUAAAAAUCUUUUGGUUCGUGCAAGGAGUUCGGAACGCUGCUAUGCACCGAUAACACACACACGUGUAUUGAUUAAAUGCAAUUACUAUGCGAUAAGUAUAAUUACAUAAUAUAUAUGUGUACUAUGGUCUCUCCCACUCCCCAUCAAAGUAACCCGCAUGCCGCGCUUCGAUCCUGCGACGAUCGACGAUCGCCGGUAACGCGCGCUGCGACGCUCUGCUCCGGAACCGGAUGCGCCCGCCGCGCAUGCGGCGGAGGCCGCAGGAGUCGUUCAGGAUCGAGCGGCGCGUUGCGCCCGGAUUGCCGCGAUCGCCGCACCACCGCGCGCGAUCGACGCACGGUGCCGCCCACACACUCACCACGAUCCCCGUGAGAUUCCCUUAAGACUCCCCCUCCCCCCGCUCCCCCGUCCCCAAAUACAAGCGUAGAAUUUAACCACAUUAACUAUGAAUGACGAGAGCUACGUAAGAGCUAACUAACUAACUACAAUUAAACUUACUUAAUUAUUAACAAUUAAACAAACAGUAAAGCAGUAUAAACAGUAAACGCCCAGUAACCAUUGAAUUGUGUGUCGACAACUACAUACUAACUACCUACCGUAUAUCGAAGUAAUAGCCGUAUGUAAAAGAAAAGAAAAAAAACUUGUAUUCUACCAGUUGUAUCAGCCAGUCCAGUUCUAAUAAGCAAGCGAUUAAAAGUAACCCGAUACCCGGUUUUAAGUCCCACCCGAACCACCACCUCCAUCGUCCCCACCACCCUUCUCCCCCGAGCCCUCUCUUCAGUGGAUUACCCGAUUAUCCCUCUUUAGCCCCGGUAACUGUCUCACAGCCCGAUUACCGAUUAUCCAAGAAUCCUUCCUUGCGGUAAUUAACGGUGGAUCUAAUCGCGAACCGUCAACGCCGUCAUUACUACUACCACCAUCGCUACCACCACCACCACCACCACCAUCAACCUUCAUCACCAACUCCGCUGAAGCCCCAUAAUCAAUUCUCCGGAAUAUAAUCCAGUCAGUAUAAAGAACCCGCCGGAUAACGUAUUUACCAUUAGUGUUUUUAGUAGACAGACUCACAUAAUGAAAAAGACUUCGUUUACGAUUGUACGCACACGUGUGGGGAGACCAUGUAACUUUAGCUCCGCCGCUCAUUAAAAGGCCGUCCAUGCGCUCGCGAUCGGCGGCGAGUCGCUGCGAACGAGCGAGUCCUACACCGCCGCUCGACGAUCGGCUCGAGAUCUCGAGAGCGCGGGUCUCUUCCUGUGCGGACGUCCCUUUCUCAUGGGACCUCGACGUCGCGCGUCGAUCGGAUCGUGUCCGACGCCGCCGCCGUGCGACGACCGCGACGCGUCCAUGAGCACCGAUCGCGAGCGCGGACGCGCGCGAACGCCCCGAAAUAACAACCACUCAGCUGGUGUUAGCAGCUAGCGCCCUUUUCGAUUCCCCAUAACCGAUGUCCCUCGACGUCCUCUCCACCCUCGAACCACUCACCGGAAACACCAACUAUCCCCCUGACCCCGACCCUCAUCCAAUCGCAACCCCUCGAUUCCCUACGUGUUGUAUUUAUCCGUUAUUUUCGAUAUAAUAUUAUAUAUAGUAUACUAAUGAUAUUUAAUGAUAAUACGACGACGAUAAGGUAUGGGAGACGUUUGGUCACACACAAAAAAAAAGAUAGGACACCACACGGAUUACGCCAUCCUCACACGACCAUUCGAUCGAACACAGGACAGAGACAUUUUACACGAGGAACACACGUAUAUACACUGGCACACGCAUACGCACACAGUAACAGGUAUCAACAGUAAUAGACAGACGUAACAGCAGAAAUAAAAAAAAAUUGAUAAACAGAACACUAGUUGCCGUGCAGUUUGUGAACAAAAAAAAAAAUAAACAAGUAAUGGUAACCACCGACCUACCCGCGGGUCCGCUUCGUUCUUGCCUCGUGAGACUGGGUCGCGCGUUCUCCGCGCGCGGAUCGAGAGGGUACGCGGGACCGUUCCUCCUCUCAGAGAACGGCCCGCUGAGCUCGCGACCGUUCCCCGACGAGGGAUCCCCGACGACCGGGCUCUCUCACCCGGCAGAGUGAUCGACGACGACCGUCACGAGGAGACGCGCGCGACCCGGGCUCACCGACGGGGCUGAAUCUGCCUCAAAGCGUAGCUGAACAUUUUUGUACAGGAGUUAAACGAGAUGCAUUAACUGGAUGUAAAAUCUUGAGUUACAGAGCAGCACUAUACAUACCACACAGAUGAUGUAUAUAUUUUUACGUUACAGAAUAUGCCUGCGCUUUAACAGACAGGCGCCAUAAGACUGGUUCUCAUUUCCCAUGACAAUGCGUAUAUACAUGCCACAUAAACUUAACAAGAAAAAAGACCCUAUAUUGUAAUGAUAAAACUUAAUGAUAUUUGUAUACAGUAUACCGCCUGGUGCCGCCGCGACACGGCGACCAGUUUAACACACACACACGCCAUGGUCAACGAGACUGGGGCCCGCCCGCUCGCAACACGGUGACAAUCCGGACGGGACUUGCGGAUCCGAGAGAUCGACCCGCGGAGCGGGAUCGGAGAGUCGGACGCGGAGGUGAUCCUUCUCGCGGCUCGCUGAUGAAAAUCAAAACGAUCCAACGAUCGACGCGCGUGCGACCCGAUGCGCGGGUCGAGUGAAGCUCUCGGAUCCGACGCACGGCGACGCGACGACGGGCGCCGCCGUCGCGAGGUCGUGCGUCGAACAGGAAUGAGGAAGCGAAAGGGAAGAAUUGGCCCUCGAAUUCGCGAUAACCCGUGCGUUUUACUACACCGUGGAAAUUAACAUCCUGAUUUUCUCAUUAGGCCGUUAUAUCCAUCGAGCUCUAUUAACUCGUACCGGGGAAAACGAAAAACUAAACAACCACCAAAAAGUGCACAGUACGACCGACCGUGUCGUCGUCGACUGUUUGCGAGGACGGUUGCGAAGGGAUGUAAGACGAUCACACAGCCCAGGAAGUGUUGCCUGCGGGUACCCCGACAGAAGCAUAACGCGGGUAGGAGUUUCUAAACAAGAAUUCCCGACGUGCCCGAGUGGCUUCGCGACUCGGCUCGCGGGAAGGUCCUAAUUUUCCAAAAAAAAAAAAAAAACAAAUUUAA
Odontomachus brunneus is the source of this 26898-nucleotide messenger RNA. Its product is annotated as homeobox protein prospero-like. The coding region runs from base 299 to 3925 and encodes 1208 amino acids. Gene Ontology annotation, molecular function: DNA-binding transcription factor activity, RNA polymerase II-specific; RNA polymerase II cis-regulatory region sequence-specific DNA binding. The record is from RefSeq and is a predicted model, not a curated record. NCBI's taxonomy places the organism in Eukaryota, Metazoa, Arthropoda, Insecta, Hymenoptera, Formicidae. Gene Ontology annotation, cellular component: nucleus. Gene Ontology annotation, biological process: regulation of transcription by RNA polymerase II. The transcript is spliced from 5 exons.